UAAAGAUUUGAUCCCGCGUGGAUGUGUCUAAUUUAACGGCCAUUAUUUUGAUGCAUAGUUACAUAGGUUGAAGAUGCAAUAUGAUUUUCCCUCAUUUGUCCAAAGUUAUAAUUCUAUCAACGGUACUACACACUAUAUCAGCAUUAGAUGUGUGUAGAGAUACAAUCAACAGCAACUGUCAAUCAUGUGAUAAUACUGUAUAUCCUAUAGAUGACGUAAAUAGACAGAACUGUAUGAGGUCAUGUGGUGUUUGUACAGACACAAACAUUGCCCUUGACAAACCAACAGGACAGAGUUCAACAUUUCUUUAUGGAUCAUCAUUUUCAAGUAAUGCUGUAGAUGGUAAUACUGAUAAUGACUGGGGGAAUGGUCACUGUACACAUACAAACAAUAACAAUGGUAUUGACUGGUGGUGUGUUGAUUUACAACAGAUUUAUAAUAUUGACAGAAUCAAACUAUUUAAUAGAGAUCAAUUUCAAGGAAGAUUGAGUGGGUUUGAGUUAAAGAUAAGUUCUGUUGGUCAGUGUAAUGAGUCAGGAUUUAUAUCAGCUACAUCAUGUUAUAAAGAUACACCACCAACAACACAAGAUAUAUAUACAAUAGAUAGAUGUAAUCAACAACAAUCUUUAUCAGCUAGAACUGUUUUUGUCAGGGUUAAUAAUGAUGAGGUGGUUUCGCUGUGUGAAGUUCAAAUAUUUACUGUACAAUGUAAUACUGGUUACUACAGUACAUCAAGUUCUACAUGCCAACCUUGUGAUAAAUGUCUUAAUAAUACAUGUGAUGCCACUACUGGUGUUUGUACUGAUGGAUGUAAAGAUGGUUAUUAUGAUGAUAAAUGUACAUCACCGUGUAGUGAUAAAUGUACAAACAGUAGAUGUUAUACCAAUCCUUCAUUUUCACAACCACAAUGUACAGAUGGUUGUGUUGGUGGUUAUAAAGGUUCUUACUGUCAAACAUCAUGUCCAGGUAACUGUAGAUCAUGCCAACAAGACGGUUCAUCAUGUAUUGAAUGUAACCAAGGCUGGUAUGGUACAAACUGUGAAUCUCAGUGUCCUGAUAAUUGUGUCGGAGGGUGUGGUAAGAUGGAUGGUAGAUGUACUGACUGUAAACCUGAUACAGCUGGUUCAUACUGUAACAUUACUUGUGGUACAGGGUGUCAACCAACAACAAACCUCACCACAUGUGAUAGAAAUGGUAGAUGUACUAACUGUAUUGUAGGAAGACAUGGCGAUAGAUGUGAUAAGAACUGUAGUACAGGGUGUGAUGGUGGAUGUGAUAGAACUGGUAGAUGCACUACUUGUAUUAUAGGAAGAUAUGGUAAUGGAUGUGAUAUAAACUGUAGUACAGGAUGUGAUGGUGGAUGUAAUAGAGAUGGUGGUAAAUGUACAUCUUGUAUUAAAGGGAAAACUGGAGACAGAUGUGAUGUCAACUGUAAUAAUAAUUGUACAGUUUGUAAUCAGGAUAAUGCCAACUCUUGUACUGAAUGUAAAGAUGGAAGAUGGGGAUCGCCAUGUAGUAAACUAUGUAAUACUAACUGUAAACCAGUUGUUGGUAAAACUGUUGGUAAAUGUGAUAUAACAAGUGGAUUAUGUACUGAUGGAUGUAAAACAGGAUUAUAUAGUAUAGACUGUAAUAAAGAUUGUCCGUCUAACUGUAAAGAUGGUUUAUGUGACCAGAAGUCAGGAGAUUGUAUAGAUGGAAGUUUACCUGAUAAAACAGGAUGUAAUUGUUCAGCAGAAAAGAUAGUGGAAGGUACCAGUAUAAGUCCUAUUGUAAGUGGAAUCAUUGGUGUUCUGUGUGGUAUAGUAGGCACGGUAGCUGUUGGUGUAUCAUAUCAUUUCUACAAGAAAAGACGUCAAUCAAGUCAGCCGAAAGCAGAAAAUGAUCCCGAUUAUGUUUACAGUAAUACAGAUUUAAACCCGACUACUUCUACAACAGAUGAUACGUUAACCACUGGAUAUCAGAAUAUUCCAACUAAUACACGUAAUGUAGACUAUGUCAACCAGUCGUUUAAUACAGAAGACAAUACAAGAAAUAUGUAUGAUACAUUAGAUCUCACACCAGAUAACACACAGCAUACAUACACAACUUUAGGUUCUAACAAAGUCCAUAAGGCAAAACACUAACUCCUGAUAUAAGUGCAUUCUUUGUCUACAGGACCACUCUGUUGAUGCUAUACUAAAUCAGUUUUCAUAAUGAUACCACCGGACAACGGAUCCUAGGACAUGAUGACGAUAUUAGAGAUAUUUAAAUUUAAGGAAGGUUGUUGAAUUAGACAACAUGACAGACAACCAAAUCAAAUGUCCAUUAUUUAAAUUAAACAAAAUUGAGCAGCUAAUCUGUUUUUCUUAGAAGAUUAGAACAAACAAGUAGGCCAAAUAAUCUUUAGACUCGAGCUUAGCGGAUACAAAUAAAAAAAACCUCUUAUUUAUGUUCAAACUUCCAGUAAUUGCCUUUAAAAUUUUGUCGUAUAGCGGUAUAGAAAUCUACAGAAAUCCAUCAUUUAUAUAUAUACCAUGGAUUCAUAAUUAGAUGCAUAAAAUGUUGCUUUGUCUCUAAAUGGAUAUUAAGAAGAUGUCCUGCCAUAUGUUAUGGCCGAUAUCAGGUUAUUAUUUUUCUUUAAAAAUAUAUGAAAUUUUCUAUAUUUGAAUGUGAAAACCAUGGCGCCAAUAUUCGUCCUUGGAUAUAUGUAUAUCCGAAUGACUAAAUAGAACUGUUUAAUUUGUAACACAUAUUUAUAGAUGUACCUAAUCAAAACGAAUAAUAAUUAUAUUAAUUUCACCUAAUUAAAACGUAUAAUAAUUAUAUUAGUUACAUCUAAUUUUAUAUACAUUGUAAAUAAUUAUACUUAAUUAAAACGUGUAGUAAUUAUAUUAGUUACAUCUAAUUUUAUGUACAUAUUAUAGCUAAAGGAAACGUAUAAUAAUUAUAUUAAU
Patella vulgata (common limpet) is the source of this 2936-nucleotide messenger RNA. RefSeq names its product multiple epidermal growth factor-like domains protein 10. The transcript has 8 exons. The record is from RefSeq and is a predicted model, not a curated record. Bases 81 to 2126 code for a protein of 681 amino acids. Lineage: Eukaryota; Metazoa; Mollusca; Gastropoda; Patellidae.